Messenger RNA from Temnothorax curvispinosus, 2649 nucleotides. RefSeq names its product apoptosis-inducing factor 1, mitochondrial (gene AIF). Lineage: Eukaryota; Metazoa; Arthropoda; Insecta; Hymenoptera; Formicidae. Gene Ontology annotation, cellular component: cytoplasm; mitochondrion. The record is from RefSeq and is a predicted model, not a curated record. The transcript has 12 exons. Gene Ontology annotation, biological process: mitochondrial respiratory chain complex assembly; apoptotic process. Bases 412 to 2418 code for a protein of 668 amino acids. Gene Ontology annotation, molecular function: NAD(P)H oxidase H2O2-forming activity; protein dimerization activity; FAD binding.
UUCCGAUCGUUCGACCAUCCCGACCGGUGUCGCACGCCGCGCCGCACGUCGCACGUACGCUAAAUACAUACACGCGUGCACACGUACAUACAUACGUGCCAACACGCGCGCGCGUCGCGACGGAGCGGGGUCUAAAUUCACGUGUCUCGCCCACCGGCCUCCGGCUACGGCAAGUGCAAGGAGUCGUUCGUCCGCGACUCGGCGCGACUUCGGGAAAGGUGGUGAGAAUCCAGGUAAAUGGCGUGUCGCGCGGCGUGCAUCCUUCCGGCGAGCGUCCUUCCGGUCCACGGUAAGAGCCAGCGGCUGAUUAUCGCGCACUGCAGCAGCUGAGGCUGAGGGAAAACACGGCGAGCGUCGAGCGGCCACCAUUAUCACCAUAUUGCGUGAGGAGGACGACCGGCCCGGCCGAGGAUGUUCGUCUGCGGUAGAAUCGUCGGCCAACUGCCCGCCAGGCUCACGCACGCGAAUCGUCUCUAUCGACCUGUAAAAUACGUCGGAAUUGUAAAUAUUAGUAACUUACGCCACAGUAGUGAUGCAAGCAAUAAGAAGCCACCAGGCACCACUAUCAGGCCAGAGGAAUGUGUGCCUGACUCCAGAUAUUUCAAAUCGCAAAAAACAGUUCCUCCCUGUGAAGUGGAAGCGUCUUGUCCAGCUGCUCAAGAAUGCAAGCUGAAUGGCAGGCAGGAGCAACCGAGUGAGAAAGGCUCGGAUCCUGAAAAAAAUGGAAAAUAUCAGUUUCGCUACUGGCACCUACUUGCUGCCUUGAUUGUAACGGGAGUCGCAUACAAGGUGUCCUCAUCGUUUUUGUCGAAAGAUGACAAAACAGAUAAGCAGAAAGGCAAACAAAAGAAAGAAGGGAGAAAUAGAUCUAGAAACAAAGUAAAAGUUCCAGCAGAAUCAAAAUUAAUACCUCAGGAGGUACCUUAUCUGUUGAUAGGUGGCGGAACAGCUGCAUUUUCAGCAUUUAGGUCAAUUAAAUCUAGAGAUCCCAAAGCUAAGGUUUUAGUCGUAGCACAAGAGGAGGAGUUUCCAUAUAUGAGACCACCAUUGUCCAAAGAACUUUGGUAUAACAUGGAUAGAGAAACAACCGCACAAUUACGUUUUAAUCAGUGGAAUGGAACUCAGAGGAGUAUAUUUUACGAGCCGCGAGAGUUUUACUCGAGUGUUACUAAUCUCGGUGAGUCUGAUAAGGGUGGAGUUGCUGUAGCCAUGGGUUGGAAAGUAACGAAAAUCGAUGUUGUAAAUAAAACUGUGACUCUCGAAGAUGGUUAUGAAAUAAAAUACAACAAAUGCCUCAUUGCGACCGGCGCAUCACCUAAAAAUCUGCCGAUAUUCGAAUCCGUUGAGGAUGAUAUAAAAGACAAGAUUACAAUGUUCAGAACAAAGGAUGAUUUUCUUGAUGUGGAAGAAAAUGUUUCUAAUUCUAAAUGUAAGAAUGUUGUAAUUAUCGGUGGUGGAUUUCUCGGCUCGGAACUUGCCUGCGCACUCGCUAGGAGUUAUAAAUCUAAAAAUAUUUUCCAAAUUUAUAAAGAAAAGUUUAUAAUGGCACAAGUAUUACCAGAAUACCUGAGUGAAUGGACUACGAAAAAGUCCGAAGUGGAAGGUGUUCACACUAUGCCUAGCACAGAAGUUCAAGACUAUAAAUAUAAAAAUGGUCGAUUAUCCCUUGUCCUCACUGGUGGUCAGACUAUUGAUGCUGAUCAAGUGAUAGUAGCGGUAGGUGUUCAACCAAAUACAGAUUUAGCAACAACUUCUAAUUUAGAGACAGAGCCUAAGAUAGGAGGAUUCCUUGUUAACGCUGAACUGGAAGCGAGAAGCAAUCUUUGGGUUGCCGGUGACGCCGCAUGUUUCUAUGAUGUCAAACUUGGUAGAAGAAGAGUCGAACAUCAUGAUCAUGCGGUUACCUCCGGAAGACUAGCGGGCGAAAAUAUGACUGGCGCAGGUAAACCUUAUCUGCAUCAAUCGAUGUUUUGGUCAGACUUGGGACCUGAUGUAGGAUAUGAAGCGAUAGGUAUUAUAGACUCAUCCUUGCCAACUGUUGGAGUUUUUGCGAAAGCGACGGAAGCAAACAUGAUGGCAGCUAAUAAUCCUAGCGAUGAACAAAAGACACAUUCUGAAAACUCGCUAUCUAAUGAAACAUCGGAGUCAUCGAUGUCACAAAUUGUGAAAAAUGUUGAUAGCACAGAAGAAGAAAAGAAAAAUAUAUCUGGAGAUAAUAAUGUAAAGUUAGAACAACCUACAAAGUACGACGAUUUUGGGAAGGGUGUUGUUUUCUACCUGCGAGAUGAUGUUGUAGUAGGAAUAAUGCUGUGGAAUAUCUUCAAUCGAAUGUCGAUUGCCAGACGGGUUCUUGCAGGAAAUACGAAGUAUGACGAUUUAAAUGAAGUAGCGAAACUAUUUACAAUCCACGAAGAUUGAUUAUUUGGUUAACAAAUAAGAGAGAGUGAAUGACAAUAUUAAGAGAUUAUUGUAUCGUAUAUGUAAAAAGCUGUCUGACUUCUGUGUCCGAGGUAUUAUCAUUGGAAAACUUGCAACCGAAAACUCGCAUAUCGUUGAAUUGCAGGUAAAUGCGAAUUACAUGAAUACCAGUCAAUGUUAUGUUGUAUACAUGAAGAUUUUUAAAUACAAUCUGUACACAAUUCUCAUACA